Molecule: messenger RNA, 3729 nt
Organism: Oncorhynchus kisutch (coho salmon)
Lineage: Eukaryota; Metazoa; Chordata; Actinopteri; Salmoniformes; Salmonidae
Gene: phykpl
Product: 5-phosphohydroxy-L-lysine phospho-lyase
Exons: 14
Coding region: 432-1556 (374 amino acids)
Cellular component (GO): mitochondrion
Molecular function (GO): transaminase activity; pyridoxal phosphate binding
Source: RefSeq, a predicted model, not a curated record
CAUGCGCAGUUAUGAAAAUCCACGUGAUUUCUUCAGAAAGUUGUUAUGACGGAAAAGACAACUAGAAACUGGAGUUUAAUUUAGUAAUACAAACUAAGAGAAACGCAGUGAAAAUGGCGUUGGAAAUGUUCAGGAAAGAAGAGACUCUUGCAAUGAGAAAGAAACUGAUUGGGCAGUCUUGCAGACUCUUCUAUUCAGACGAUCCCGUGAAGAUAGUCAGAGCCAGAGGACAGUAUUUGUAUGACGAAAAUGGCAAGCGGUACUUGGACUGUAUCAGCAACGUUCAGCACGGCUUUGUUCAACAAACCAUGGCGGAGUUAGUGCCUACAAAAAGAUGCCAUUACUGUUGCUCUCUAUUGGUGACAUUAUUUUAAUGCAUCUGAUUUGUGGGUCACUGUCAUCCCAGCAUCACACAAGCAGCCACGACGCAGAUGGAGCUUCUGAAUGCCAAUUCGCGCUUCCUUCACGACAAUAUAGUUCAGUAUGCCGACCGCCUCGCUGCCACUCUGCCCGACAAGCUGCGUGUCUUCUAUUUUGUCAACUCAGGCUCAGAGGCCAAUGAUCUGGCAUUACGCUUGGCCCACCAGUACACCCAACAUGAAGACGUCAUUGUGCUUGACCAUGCAUAUCAUGGGCACCUGACUUCGCUCAUCGAUAUCAGUCCAUACAAGUUCCAGAAGCUGACAGGACAGAAAGAGUGGGUUCACGUGGCACCCAUACCAGACACCUAUAGAGGUAUAUUCAGAGAGGACCAUCCCAACCCAGCCCAGGCAUAUGCAGAUACUGUGAAGGAUGUGAUAGACAAGGUGCACCAAAAAGGUCGCAAGGUUUCUGCAUUUUUUUCUGAGUCAUUGCCCAGUGUUGGAGGCCAAAUCCUCUUGCCCAAGGGAUACUCAACUAAAGUAGCAGAAUACGUGCGCUCUGCAGGGGGAGUGUUUGUGGCAGACGAGGUGCAAACAGGUUUUGGGCGUGUGGGGAGCCAUUUCUGGGCCUUCCAGCUGCAGGGUGAUGAUUUUAGCCCUGACAUAGUGACUAUGGGCAAGCCGAUGGGCAACGGACAUCCCCUGUCAUGUGUAGCAACCACAGCGGAGAUCGCUGGGGCCUUCACAGCCAACGGAGUGGAGUACUUCAAUACAUUUGGCGGUAACCCAGUGUCGUGUGCCAUCGGCCUGGCUGUCCUGGACGUGAUUGAGAAGGAGGACCUGAGGGGGAACUCCUCAAGAGUAGGAGGACACCUAUUGGACCGGCUGAGACAGCUACAGACCAAACAUCCAAUCAUUGGAGACGUCCGUGGAGUGGGGCUGUUUGUGGGCUUGGAGAUGGUCACCGACAAAGAACAGAGGACCCCAGCUACAGACGCAGCAGCGCAAGUUGUCAGAAGACUGAAAGAGGAGUAUAUCUGUGUCAGUACAGACGGCCCCUGGGAGAACAUUGUCAAGUUUAAACCUCCCAUGUGCUUCAGUAUGGAGGAUGCAGACUUGGUGGCAGACAGGAUACACCACAUUCUCACAGACAUGGAGCGCAGUCAUCAAAAACUGGACAGUGGAGAUUUCUAAGACGAACUGGAGUCAUCUUGGAGGAAGACAAGGGAAGGAAUGCAGAAGUAUUCAACACAACCAAUCUCACAGAUCCAUACCACAAUUAAGGAUAAAAAUAAAACAAAUCAUUAAGAUUACACUACUAGAUCUAACAACACAAGAAUGGUUUGUGACAAUUCACGAAGUGGAAUUAGUGACUGCUUUUGAUUCUGCAUGAGGGACAUAAGAGAAGCAGUGACAUAUGCAACAGAACGGCAAUACAUUUGUAUUAUAACACAAUGUACAUAUGACUUUUGAUCCUCCUCACAUUUAUACUUCCCUGUGGAAAUACAGUGCAUUCGGAAAGUAUUCAGACCCUUUGACUUUUUCCACAUUUUGUUACGUAACAGCCUUAUUUUACAAUGGAUGAAAUCCUCAAUCUACAUACAAUACAAUAAUACAAUUUUGAUAAUUUAAAGAAAAUUAAAAACAGAAAUACUUUUACAUAAGUAUUCAUACCCUUUGCUAUGAGACUCAAAAUUGAGCUCAUGUGCAUCCUGUUUCCAUGAAUAAACCUUGAGAUGUUUCUACAACUUGGAGUCCACCUGUGGUAAAUUAAAUUGAUUGGACAUGAUUUGGAAAUGCACACACCUGUCUGAGGUCCCACAGUUGACAGUGCAUGUCAGGGCAAAAACCAAGCCCUGAGGUGAAAGGAAUUGUCUGUAGAGCUCCGAGACAGGAUUGUGUCGAGGCACAGAUCUGCGGAAGGGUACCAAGAGAUUUCUGCAGCAUUGAAGGUCCCCAAGAACACAGUGGCCUCCAUCAUUCUUAAAUGGAAGAAGUUUGUAACCACUAAGACUCUUCCUAGAGCUAGCCUCAUGGAGGUGACCAAGAACCCAUUAGUCACUCUGAAAGAGCACCAUCCCUACGGUGAAGGUGGUGGCAGCAUCAUGCUGUGGGGAUGUUUUUCAGCGGUAGGGAUUGGGAAACUAGUCAGGAUCGAGGGAAAGAUGAAUGGUGCAAAGUACAGAGAGAUAUUUGAUGAAGUCCUGAGCGCUCUGGCGCAGGUUCUCAGACUUGGGCGAAGGUUAACCUUUCAACAGGACAACAACCCUAAGCACACAGCCAAGACAACACAGGAGUGGCUUCGGGACAAGUCUCUGAAUGUCCUUGAGUGGCCCGGACUUAAACCCAUUCAAGCAUCCCAGGAAAUAGCUGUGCAGCGGCGCUCCCCAUCUAACCUGACAAGAGCUUGAGAGGAUCUGCAGAGAAGAAUGGGAGAAUCUCCAAAUACAGGUGUGCCAAGCUUGUCGCGUCAUACCCAAGAAUUCAUUUCUGUAUUUUUAUACAUUUACAAAAAUGUCAUUAUGGGAUAUUGUGUUUAUAUUGAGGGAUAAAAAAUAAAAUAAAUAAAACAUUUUUGAAUAAGGCUGUAAAGUAACAAAAUGUGGAAAAGUCUAGGGGUCUGAAUACUUUCCGAAUGCGAUCCAUUGCAUUGCAACUACCGGACUAAGUUUUCCCAUAGGGGAUUUCCGAAACACUUCAAAUAACGAGUUGUGUGUAGGCUUACCCUGGCGUGAUGUUUUGAAAACUGUAAAUCUCUCUAGGACAAGGUGACUUAUCAGAAUAUUCGCCUGUAUUUACCACCCCAAAAUUAAAUCCUAAUUCGCUGCUAAUGUAGCUAUCAUAAAGAACUGCAAAUGCAAAGUUAAUCUGCAAAAUAUUCUUACAUUUAAAAUGGAUCAAGCAACAGCAAAAACCAAUCUAAAGCACAAGUUUUUGCACAUCUGCAUACAGUAAUUGUUUUAUAAUUCACCCACAGACUACAUGCAUAGAAAGACAGGGACACAGAAUAUAUAAAGGCAAUGAAUGAUUAAUAAGAGUGUUGUUAUGGGGUACUGGAGAUUCUCAUGGCCCUCUUCAAGAGUCAUGCGAUGGGUCAGAUCUGCAGUGAAGAGAAUCGGUGCAUUACAACUUUAUACAUUUGAGAUUUUAAAAGACAACUAGAACAGGUCAUUCCUGAAGAAACUUUGUGGACUCAGCUGGCUAAAAGUAUUUCCAAAGUACUAGUUGAAGAAUUUUCACCACGGCGGUCAGGGGCAUAUUUAAGGGCUUUCCAGAGGUACUGCAACACACCAACCUCCUGAUUUAUUUUCUGGCUUUUCAUGAAACUUACUGUAAGCAUACAAAUAAAAUAAAUUGAUUGGCAUAA